Egretta garzetta (little egret) is the source of this 3505-nucleotide messenger RNA. RefSeq names its product transmembrane O-mannosyltransferase targeting cadherins 4 (gene TMTC4). Bases 52 to 2274 code for a protein of 740 amino acids. The record is from RefSeq and is a predicted model, not a curated record. Gene Ontology annotation, cellular component: endoplasmic reticulum. The transcript is spliced from 17 exons. NCBI's taxonomy places the organism in Eukaryota, Metazoa, Chordata, Aves, Pelecaniformes, Ardeidae. Gene Ontology annotation, molecular function: mannosyltransferase activity; protein binding. Gene Ontology annotation, biological process: protein O-linked glycosylation via mannose; endoplasmic reticulum unfolded protein response.
UGCAACCAACAUAAUGCUGAAGCUCCCAACUUGGAACAAGCAUUUCACAGAAUGGCACAAACAGAACCUAAUCUGGACCAUGAUGUAUCAUGGUUCCUCCUUCCAUCAUACUGGGCUAAAAUGGUUGUGGCAUUAAUUUCCUUCCUCUGUUUUGCUAACAGCUAUGAUGGAGAUUUUGUCUUUGAUGAUUCUGAAGCCAUCAUCAAUAAUAAGGACCUCAGGGCAGAAACCCCACUUGGUGACCUGUGGCAUCAUGACUUUUGGGGUAGCAAACUCAGCAGCAAUACCAGUCAUAAGUCAUAUCGACCACUAACUGUCCUAACUUUCAGAAUUAAUUACCUUUUUGCUGGAGGCUUCUACCCGGUUGGUUUCCAUGUCAUCAAUAUAAUACUGCAUUGUACUAUCUCAGUGUUGAUGGUUGAUGUGUUCUCGAUUUUGUUGGGUGGACUGCAAUUCAGUAAUAAAGGAAGAAGGCUAAACCUGGCUCCAAAGACAUCUCUUCUAGCUGCUUUGCUGUUUGCUGUACAUCCAGUGCACACCGAAUGUGUUGCUGGGAUUGUUGGCAGAGCAGACCUACUGUGUGCCCUGUUCUUUUUGUUGUCAUUCCUUGGCUACUGUAAAGCAUUUAGAGAAAAUAAGGAAGGACAUAAUUUUUCUAUAUUCUGGGUGCUGGUGAGUGUUAUCCUGGGUGCAAUAGCCAUGCUGUGCAAAGAACAAGGAAUUACAAUACUGGGUUUGAAUGCAGUGUUUGAUGCACUGGUGAUUAACAAACUAAAUGUUUUGGAGCUUAUUCAAAAGUUACUACAUAAGGACAAGUCAUUGGAGAAUGUUGGGCUGUUAAGAAAGGGGCUGCUUUUCAGGAUAACUCUUCUGAUGUCUGGAGGGGCCAGUAUACUUUAUAUACGCUGGAGGAUUAUGGGCACAGGGCCACCAGCUUUCACGGAAGUAGACAACCCGGCUUCAUUUGCAGACAGUCUGUUUGUGAGAGCUAUAAACUAUAAUUACUACUAUUCGUUGAAUGCGUGGUUGCUGUUGUGUCCCUGGUGGCUGUGUUUUGAUUGGUCAAUGGGAUGCGUACCCCUCAUUAAAUCCGUCAGUGACUGGAGGAUAAUUGCACUAGCAGCACUUUGGUUCUGCCUAAUUGGUCUGAUAUGCCAAGCUCUGUGCUCAGAAGACAGCCAUAAGAGAAGAAUUCUCACACUGGGACUCGGAUUUCUUAUUAUCCCUUUUCUUCCUGCAAGUAACCUGUUCUUCCGAGUAGGAUUUGUUAUUGCAGAGAGAGUCAUCUACCUCCCCAGUAUUGGAUAUUGUAUUCUGUUUACAUAUGGAUUUAGUCUCUUGAGUAAGCAAGCCAAGAAAAAGAAAAUUCUUGCUGUGGCAGUACUUGGAAUCUUGUUGAUAAAUGUUAUGCGCUGUGCACUCCGCAGCAGUCAGUGGAGGUCAGAAGAACAGCUUUUUAGGAGUGCACUCUCUGUGUGCCCUCUGAAUGCAAAAGUGCACUACAAUGUUGGCAAAAAUCUGGCUGACAAAGGAAAUCAAAGUGCUGCAAUCAAAUACUACAGAGAAGCUGUAAGGUUGAAUCCUAAAUAUGUACAUGCCAUGAACAACCUUGGAAAUAUUCUGAAAGAAAGAAACGAGCUCCAAGAAGCAGAGGAGUUGCUGUCCUUAGCUGUACAAAUACAACCUGAUUUUGCUGCUGCAUGGAUGAAUCUAGGGAUAGUACAGAACAGUUUAAGGAGGUUUGAAGAGGCAGAGCAAAGCUACUGGACAGCAAUUAAACACAGGAAAAAAUAUCCAGAUUGUUACUACAAUUUAGGGCGAUUGUAUGCAGAUUUGAAUCGCCAUAUAGAUGCAUUGAAUGCAUGGAGGAAUGCUACAGUUCUGAAACCAGAGCAUAGUUUGGCUUGGAACAAUAUGAUUAUAUUGCUUGAUAACACAGGCAAUCUAGCUCAAGCAGAAGCAGUUGGAAGAGAGGCCCUGGAAUUAAUACCUAAUGAUCAUUCCCUUAUGUUUUCAUUGGCAAAUGUACUGGGGAAGUCGCAAAAAUAUAAGGAAUCUGAAGCUUUGUUCCUCAAGGCAAUUAAAGCCAAUCCAAAUGCUGCCAGUUAUCAUGGUAAUUUGGCUGUGCUUUAUCAUCGCUGGGGAAAUCUUGACUUAGCAAAGAAGCACUAUGAAGUCUCUCUGAAGCUUGAUCCUAUGGCACCCGGGACCAAGGAAAACUACAGCCUCUUAAGAAGAAAACUGGAGCAAUUGCAAAAGAAAGGCGGUGCCUGAUGUUUCUUUUCAGGUUGUCCGUGCAUGCUGUUUACAAUUAAUGUUACAUGGGUACUUUUGACCAUGUAAAGGAUCCGGUCAUUAUUUCUCAAAAAUAACACCACCACCAGCACUGCACACUUGAAUGUCCAAUUAUGCCCUCCUACAGAUCCCAACAUUUCAGCUGCAUUUGGGGGAUCAUUUUAUUUUUACUCUUGAACUGCUUUUAAAGUCCCUUAGAACAUUUUUAUAGGUAUGUGAAAGCAACACAGAUGGAGUUUCACAGCUUUCACUUGUAAUUUGAUAUCUUCACCUGACUUUUUAGUAGCAGGAAGAAUAUCAGAAGGCAGUUUUAUUUCUGAAAGCGAUUCUGAAAACAGUGCAAUUUCCUGUUUAAAUCCUGAUCCUUUAAAGUACAAAAAGUACCUGUCCACUUCAGUUUUAUUACUGCCUUCUACUGCCAAUCCUGCAGAGCCAGAGGAAGAAUGGAUUCUCUCCCGUCUACUCUUGUAAUUUGAGUUAUGCCCUUGUUCUUGUUUCUGGCUUUGAAGUGUCAGACUUGUCCAGGAGUAAGUGAGGACAAGGAUUUGACCAUAAACGUUUGUCAGCCAGUGGGCUGCUGAGGCAUGCUCAAGUGGAGAAAAUACUCUUAGAUUAAGACAGAGAUUUUAGCAAGCAGUAAAGGGAAAAGAAGUGUGAGGUGACAGAGGAGUCAGCUAGAUUUUCUGUUCUUGCAGGCAGCCUCAUCUAGCACAGACAACUUGGGCAACAAGUCAGAAUUGCUUUAGCUCCUGCUGCAGGUCAGUGGUCUAAAUACAGUUUAGCCCCUACAGUUCUCCUCCUGUGUUUUCAGGCAUUUCAGUCCUUUCUGGUUAAGGACAUUACACCUUUCAGCUCCUGUAUGGCUGGUGAAUAAGGAGAGAAUUGCUGUAAAAAAAAAAAAAAGUGACUGGGCAGAGCACCUGACCUUGGCUGUUGAUAUAUUAACUGGAAGGAACUCAGAUUCACCUUUGUCUCCUGUGGCUUGUGGUUUUGCUGAAAUGGCAGUUAAAUAAGCAUAGCUGUUAAUGCAUAAACCGGUCGCAUUGAUGUGGAACGAUUCAGAGAUGGUACACAUUGAUACAAUGUCACUUUUCCAAAUGUGCUGUGCUUUAAUACACGUUUAAACUCUGGCUGUCCAGAGGUGUUUGUCUUGUGCUAAUAUUUACAUUCUUGCUUCAGGAAGAAGUCAUGUGUCUAUUUAUUUGUUGUU